AUGGCUGAUGAACCAGAUGACUUUAAGCCUGCUCUUAAAACUGUUUCUGCAUCCAUAAACACUACAAUGGCUAUUUCUGAGGAUGGUGAUCUAUAUGUUUGGGGUAAAACCUAUCUCAAAAAUAAAAAUGUUAAGCAUCUUCCUACAAAACUAGGAUUGCCCAAUCAAUAUUUAUUUUAUAGAGUUGUUCAUGUUUCAUAAGGUUUAAAUCAUGGUGCUGCUAUAUUAUAAUCAUGUUUAGAUAAGGAAUGUGAAGGUGUAAUUCCAAAUCAGAAAGGUCAAGUACAAACAAUAUUAGGAAUGGUUUCAGAUUAAGCUAAAAAGUUAAAAGAAAAUGCAGAAUAACAAUAACAAAGUGAAUAUUUUUUAUAGUAAUGGGAUUAACCUUUUAAAGAAUUUUUUAAAUAGAAAAAUUGCAAAACAAUCUUAUCCUUAUCAGAGUUUAGAUAAUUUUAUAGAUAGGACAAACAUUUAAAAAAUAUAAGUUAUUAAAAUAUAUCAGAAGUUAAGACUAUAUUAGGUACAGGAGAUGAGGCAAAUAAAGAUGAGCCAAAUGCCUUUGAGAAGUUUUUCAUGAUGGAAAAAGCCAAAGAUGGAAAACCUGAAAUAAAUAUUUGUUACUAUUAUCAAUAAUUGACUUAGGAGAGUAGACCUGAAUAUAUUGCAAUAGUAUGGGGAAAUCCAACAAAUGGUAGAUUGGGAGCACCAAAAUCGAAAUUUCCAAAUGAAUCUGAUAAAACAACGAUUUUUAAUAAUAAUAAUGCAUCUUAAAUGGAUUUUGCUAGUCGUUAAAUGGCUAGUCGUUAAAUGCAAUAACCAUCAAGAACAUAAUAAGUGCAAAAUUCAUAAUUUAAUUUAAAUUAAGCCGAACCAAAUAGUUCUGAUUUUAUUUAGCCAAUAGCACUUAAAUAAGAGUUUUUAAAAAUAGUUUGUGGACACCAUCAUACUAUGGCACUCACAGAGGAAGGAGCAUUAUUUAUAUGGGGAAUGGGAAGUUAAGGAUGUUUAGGAAAUGGGAGAGUGGAUGAUUUAGAAAUACCAACAUAAAUUGAUAUAUUUGGAUUGUAUUUUAAUGAAAUAGCUGCAGGAGCAUAUCAUUCUUUAGCAUUAGCUAAGAAUAAUUAAGUAUAUGGAUGGGGUGUUAAUAAUAGAGGUUAAUUAGGUAUAGGAAAUAAAGAAAAUUAAUUAUUACCUAAAUAAUUAACAUUUUUUGAUAGAAAGAAAGUGUAAUGUCAGUAUCUUUUUUGUGGAGAUCAACACUCUGCUUGUAUUACUACAAACAAAGAACUUUAUACUUGGGGAAAUGGAGAUUAUUAUCGUUUAGGUCAUGGAAUGUUAUUGGAUGAGAUGGAACCUAAAAAAAUAGAAAUACUUUAGGAUGUUUAUGUCUUAGAUGUUGCUUUGGGUACUAUUCAUUCCUUAUGUAUAACAAAUGAAGGAUUUGUUUAUGCUUGGGGUAGUAGUAAAGAUUCAGUGUUGGGAAUGCCAACUUAAUUAUAUAAAGAUUAGACUUUACCAUAAAGAGUUGGUUUAAUGAGUUAAAGUUUUAGAGAUGCCUCUUUUUAUUAAGUAGCAGCAGGCACAAGUCAUUCUUUAGCAUUAUCAGAGAAUGGACAUUUAUAUGUUUGGGGGUCAAAUAAAAAUAGUUUAUUAGGUGUUAGAUUGUAAGGAUAAGAAUAAACACAUGUUCCAUAAAAAGUUGAAUAAUCUGAAGAUCUUGAAAAAUCUUGUAUUGAGAAAGCAUUAUUUUUUAAUUUAAAAAAGGAAGAAUUACAAAUGAUGAAGGAUGAAAAAUUAAUUACAUUUGAAUAAACUACAUUGAUGAAGAUUGCCUUAUAACCAAAUGAAGGAUAAAAUCAUGAAUGCAAAUAUAAAUUUGCUACUUUAGGAACUAAAAAUACAUAUUUUAUUGAUAAUACUGGUCAUUUAUAUGCCUGUGGAUCUAAUUAAAAAGGAAUGUUAUGUAAAAAUCCUCAUAAAAAACAGAAAUUCAAAUAAUUUAUACCUUUGAAGGAUCCUCCUGAUAUUCUAUUUGAAUAAACUUUCACACCAAUAGAGAUUGUUUAUUUUCGAAACACGAUUAUCAGAUAUAUUAGUUGCUAAUAUCAGCAUUGUAUAGCUGUAACUGCCAAAGGAAACGCAUAUUGUUGGGGAUCAAAUUAAUAUAAUUAAUUAGGUUUGGGAUUUUAAAGUGAUCAUGUAUUUACACCUAUAUUAUUGGAAGGAGCUAUAGAAUAAAAAGUUAUUGUUAUGGCUAUUACUGGAGAAAAGUUUUCUGCACUUUUAACAGAUUAAGGAGAAGUUUGGAGUUUUGGAACUUCAGAAUUUGGAGUUUUGGGUCAUGAACUUAAAAAUUUUUAUGUUAUUAUGGAACCUAGAAUGAUUAAUGAUAUUCCAUCAAUGAUUAGUUUGGCUUGUAGUAAUUAAACUAUGUUUGCAAUGGAUUAGAGAUAAUAAUUAUGGGCUUGGGGGAAUAAUUAAUUUGGAUAAUUAGGAAUAUCAUUAUCAAGGGAUGAGGAAGAGGUUAAUUUAUAAUCAAAUAAGCAAGUAAGUAGUGAAUUUUUAGAAUGGAAAGCUCAAUUAAAAUCAUUGAAGAAUCCUGAAAGAUAUAUAGUUUAUUAGCCUGAUAAACCAACGACCAGAUCAAUUACAGGAGAAGCAUUUAUUGAUUAGAUAUCAUGUGGUUUAUAUCAUACUUGUAUUAUAACUACAAAUUAAGAAUUAUUAACUUGUGGCUUAGCUAAAUAUGCAGGUCAUCAAAGUUCAGAACCUGAAGAUCCCGAUUAAUAAUAAGCAUAAUAAGCUUAAUUUAUAGAUGCAUUUUCAUCUACACUUGAACAUUCAAGUAAAAAAUUUAAAUUGGUUGCAUGUCAUGAAUAUCAUACAGUAGCUGUAACAGUUUCAAAUGAUCUAGUAUUUUUAGGACCUGAAGGAAAAGACAGAGGACUUCAUGAAAAAUUUGCGAAUCUAUUUAAAGAUGGUAAAUAAAUGCCUCCAGAAUUAUAAAAUAUUAAAUAUGUAGCAUGUGGUCCUAAUCAUGCUUUACUCUUAAAUGAUUAAGGAUAAACUUAUACUUGGGGUGCUACUAUGGGUGGUAGAUUAGGAUUGCAUAUAAAUGAAGUUGGAGUUUUAGAUGGAUAAGAAAAAUUAACCAUUCCUUAUCCUACUAAAAUUGAAUGUGAAGUUUGCAAAGAUAAUAAAUUACAAGCAAAAAGUAAAGAUAAAGAUAAAGGUGCAUCAACAAGUAAAAAAAAAGAAAAAAAAAAAAAAAGUUCUAAGACUAAAAAAAAGAAUACAGGAAAUGAUUAAUAAUUAGAUGUAUCAAUUGAAGAUGAGGAAAUUCUAGAUGAAGAAAGCUUUCAUUCAGAAGAAGGUCCAGGAAUUAGAGUCUAAGAUCCAUUACAAAAAGGUUUAAGUAAAUAAUCAUAAGAUUGUGAAUAAGAAAAUUUAUAUUUAUAAGAUGCUGAAAUUGAGAAAAAAGUUUAAUUUAUCUUUAAGGAUUCUGCAAUUUAAGCCUAUGAAUUAUAAAAACUUUAUACUGAAAUUGUUUCUAAAUUAAGUUGGAGUAUUGAUUAUAGAGCUAGACAAUUAGCUGCUAAAAAUUUAAGUAGAUAAAUUACUAAUCUAAAAUUUUCAGUCCCAUAAUUUAUUGUUAAAAAUAUUCAAUUAUAUGAAUGCAUCUUUUCUUGUAUGUAUCAUCAUCCAUGCUAUAUGAUUAAAUUGAUUUAAGCUAAUCAAUUAAAUAAAUUUUAAUUAUUGAAAUUUAUUAAAGUAAUCUUUAAAAAUGAUCUCAUGGAAGCAUAAAAUUAAAGUAUCAUUCUUACACUUGCUAUCAAAUCUUUUGAAAUAGAAUUUAAUAAUGCUGCCAGUCAAUUAGAAUACAUAUCUGAGUUAAAAUUAUUUAAAAGCUCUUCAGUUUUUCUGUAGAUAUACUAUAUGUUUAUUUAAAAGGAUGAAGAAGCCUUCAAAUAUUUUGAUGAAAUUGCGAAUCUUCUUAUUAAAGGAUUUGCAUUCUCAAAAAUCUUAGAAGAAGUUCAUAAUUUUGAAAAAAAACCAGAAGAACCUGAUAAUGAUGAUCAUAAGCUUAAAAAUUUUUUUAAUUUUCAUCAAGAAAAUGCUAAUAAUAAAGAAAUAUAAGCUAAAUAUGAUGUAUUGACUGAAUUGAUUAUAUUUUAUAUAAAAUCAAUAGUAGAUAGAAAAGAGAAAUGCAGAAUUAAAGGAGAUGAAAUGAUAUCUUCUCAUAUCAAAUAUUUGCAUAAUCAGAUAGUUCAAAUAAUGAAAAAAAAAAUAUUGAAAGAGGAAUUAGUCAGAAUUACAGAUGUGGUUGAAGAGGAAUCAAAAGUUUAAUAGAAAUUAGAAAAAUUUUAAGUAAAAUUAGACGAAAAAAUUGGAUCAUUUCUUUUACAUCUUUAUUAUGGAUCAAUUACAGAAUUUAUUUUAAAAUUCUAGGAAUAGAUUUAAAGUAUGCCUGAAGAAAUCCGACCAUUUUUCCAAAAUGAUUAAAAUUUAAGAUAAAUUUCUUAAACAAUAGAUAGAUUUUUUUAAAAGGAUGCUAUGUUGCCAAAUAAAUACAAUUAAAAUUUAAAUAAAAUAAUUUUAAGUAGAAUGCUGCCAAAGAUAAAUUUACUCGGAAUUUAAGAGGUAGCAUAAGAUUUACAAGGUUAUGUUUAAUUCAGUGUUGAAAAUUUAAAUAUGAUUGAAUUAAUUUAAGAAUGCUUUGAAAUUAAAGAUCGUUAUAUGUAGGUUGAAAUUUAAGAUAUUUUAUUUUUAUAACAUUUUUAUUGUUCUUAAAUUUUAAAUAAUGGAUUAUAAGCUGUAUCAAAAUUUUUCGCAAGAGGUAUGAAAGAUCCCAUAUACAUUAUUUUUAGGCAUUUAGAAUUUAGAGAAAUUUAAGUGAAUAUGUUCAGUACAGAAAUUUUGAAAAGGAAAAUAAAUUUAAAGUUAAUGCCAACUCCCAUAAUGUAAUUAAUAAGAAAAUCAAACGAUAUAGGUCUAUAUAAAUGUGAGGAUUGCUCAAUUUUAUUAACAACUGAGUAUAUAACAGCAGAAAAGCUUAAAUCUCUCUAAAAUUUUUUUGCAAAUGGCUGGUCUUGUGCAGCUGGCCAUCAUAAUAAUAUAACUGUAUUAGAUUGUGAAUCUCCUGGAUGUAGUAAUUUCAUAACUGAUCAAGCAUUGAAAACUAUGAGAGUUCUUAAAUAUUAUUAUAGAGAAAAAGAUGAUAAUAUAGAUAUGUUAGUUGAAAUACUAAGUAGUAUUCCUACAAUUCCUAAAGGAAUUAACAUGUAUAUAUUUUUAAGAGAUUUACAAAAAACUAAUUGGGUUAAAAGAAAUUCAAGAUUGACUAUAAAAAUUGAGCAGUUUUUGUCAAAGAUUUUCCCUAGUGAAAUAACUGAUAAAUAUUCACAAUCUGAACAAGAAGAAAAUAAUAAAGCUCAAUAAUAAAUGACUGAAGAAUAAAAAGCCGAUUGGGCAGUAUAAGCAGCAGCAAAUAAAAUUUAAAGAGAGGAAGCUUUACAUAAAUAAUAUAAGAUUGUUUAUGAAAAAGCAAUAAUAUAGAUGAAUGAAAGGUCUUAACAUAGAGCUUUAUAAAUUACAUAUAAUGAUUUAAUUAGAUAAUUGGAGUUAACAAGAAGUGAAAUGAAAUCAGAUUUAAAUAAAGAAAUUAAAAUGAUUAAACAAUACUAAGACUUUAUUUAAUAAAAUAUAAGAGUAUAUGGUGAAGGAGAAGUUUAGUAACCAGAAAGAGCUAAAGGUUAAGCUUAUGGAUUUUAUACAUCUGCAAAUAUGUUCUAAGCUUAAGCCUUGGUUAAAUUGACAUUUUAAAAUAGAUAAAUUCCUAAAAUUUUGAAAAAUAUAAAAUUCUAUUUCUUUGGUUAACCUGAUGGUGGUUGGAAUAUUUAAUUAGUAUAUUUAUAAGAUUCGUUAUUGAAUUUAUUAGUAACUUGUAUUGAAGCUAUCUAUCCGAUAGAAUUAUCACUAUAUAAAAUUAGCAUACCAAUUGAUUAAUAUUUGGAAUUAAGAAGAAUGGCAAAAUAUAGAACUUAAAUCACUUUCAAAUCCAAAAAUAUAGAGAUUACUUUUAAUAUUGUAUAAUUAAUCAGUAUAUUUAACUCAUUAGAAGCAAGAUUAAUCAAAUGA
Molecule: messenger RNA, 6138 nt
Organism: Paramecium sonneborni
Lineage: Eukaryota; Ciliophora; Oligohymenophorea; Peniculida; Parameciidae
Source: the annotation of a GenBank genome assembly